GGCGCGGGGAGGGCAGCGCGGCGAGAGCGGGAGCCGCUCUCCAGGGAAGGUUGCCAGAGGGCGUGGGGGAGCCGUUGCGCUGAGCGGCGCGUGACGGCAAGGCCUGCUGGGCGAGUGGGUUGGGGACUCCGGCUGUUCCUCUCGGAGGGAAGCUGUAGCGGUGGGAACAGCAAGGGAGCAACGGCGUGGCGGGAGGACUAGCCAUGGACCAGCGGAAAUUGAGUGAGCUGCGGACCUUCGUGAAACUCUGCAAGGAGAACUCCGCCGUCUUGCACGCCGAGGAGCUGCGCUUCUUCCGCGAGUGGAUAGAGAGCAUGGGAGGUACAAUACCACCGGCUCCAUGCAAUACGUCAACAGAAGCCACUCAUGAGCCAAAAGCAGAAGAAAAGAAGGCAGAAGAACCACCAAAACCACCUGAGCCUGAGAGUGAAGAAAGUGAUUUGGAAAUUGAUAAUGAAGGAGUGAUUGAACCAGACAGUGAUGAACCUCAGGCAAUGGGAGAUGAAAGUGUUGAGGUUACAGAAGAGAUGAUGGACCAGGCCAGUGAAAAGAAGAUGGAAGCUAUUAAUGCAUUAAGUGAAGGUGAACUUCCGAAAGCCAUUGAUCUGUUCACAGAAGCCAUCAAAUUGAAUCCUCAUUUGGCUAUACUGUAUGCCAAAAGAGCCAGUGUUUUUGUGAAAAUGCAGAAGCCAAAUGCUGCCAUUAGGGACUGUGAUAGAGCCAUUCAGAUUAAUCCCGAUUCAGCACAGACCUACAAGUGGCGAGGAAAAGCUCACAGGCUGCUGGGUCACUGGGAAGAGGCUGCUCAUGAUCUAGCUUUGGCCUGUAAACUGGAUUAUGAUGAAGAAGCUAGUGCCAUGCUUAAGGAAGUGCAGCCACGUGCUCAGAAGAUUGCAGAACAUAGAAGAAAAUAUGAACGAAAACGUGAAGAAAAAGAAAUUAGAGAAAGAAUGGAAAGAGUAAAAAAAGCCCGAGAGGAACAUGAGAGAGCUCAAAGGGAGGAAGAGGCUCGUCGGCAGACAGGAGGACCUCAGUUUGGUGGUUUCCCAGGUGGUUUCCCUGGUGGCAUGCCUGGAAUGGGAAGCAUGCCUGGUCUCAAUGAAAUUCUUAGUGACCCUGAAGUUCUCGCAGCCAUGCAGGACCCAGAAGUCAUGGCAGCUUUCCAAGAUGUUGCCCAGAAUCCAGCAAAUAUGUCAAAAUACCAGAAUAACCCAAAAGUCAUGAAUCUCAUUGGCAAAUUGUCAUCCAAAUUUGGAAGUCAACCAUAAAAUUUCUUUUCAUUGCAAAACAUGGGGGAAGUAUUGAUCGCUUAUUGUAUCUGACAAUAACACAAGCCAUUGUAUUGCUAAUUCUCAAAUGAGAAUUAGGGUGCUCUGGAUAGACUCCAUCUUCCUCUUUGUUUCAGAAAUGAAUAUUAGUUCACAACUGUAUCCAAGGUUCAUAAAAAUCAAUACCCCCCCCCUUUCUACCAUGCCCAUAAUUUUCUUACUGAAAAUGCAGUUUGUUUUUAAAUUGUAUAAUUGUUACCUUUCAGUAGAUUGAUCCAAAAGAUGAGGUUUGGAGUGGAGGAAUGAUGGUUCUGUUUAUGAUGGUUUGGAUAAUUGGACUGUUUAAGUUCUAACAUAAAGAAAUGAAGCUCGCCGUUUUUAUUUUAAUUGGAAGAAAUAGUACAGCAUUCAUUUUCAAUUCUUAAAUUCACAAGGAUUACUUAAACUGUUGAAAUCAAACUCUUCAUGGAUCAUAUCCUUGCAGUGGAAGGAAACAUCCUUAAUGUUGCAUGCUUUGGCUUUAAAUAUAUUGGUACAAAUGAUACUGAGGCUGGAAACUCUACAAUCAGUGUUGAGCAGAUUAACAUGCUACUCAUCUAUGUCACAGUGAGCAAAUGUUUUACUGACACCAGUAAGCUGAUUACCUGAAUGAUUGGGAGCCUUUUUGUUAUUUGUACUGAUUCACUAUUGAACAUGACUAAUUUCUUAGUUUUGAGGGAGGGAAGCAAAGUGGUUCCCAUUACUGUGUAACAUCCAUUAUACAAUUCAGAAUGUAGGUAAAAGAUAUAACUGAUAAAUGGUAAUGCCCUAGAUACUAAGUUAGAAAGGUAUAUACACCAGUUGUCUCUCUAAUGUCACGUUGUCAUAUUAAUACAUAUGGGACAUAAGGAAGAGAGGGAAAAAAGCUAUUCGUUGAAAACUUUGCUAUGAAAUAUUUACUGAUAGCUAGCACAAUUAAAUCUGGUAUUGGUCUAUACCUUUUUAAUUUUCUGCUCAAUGUUGGAGGGCCUGUUCUAAUUAGGUUUUGUUUUUUUCUAGGGCUUUUGAAUGUUCCCUGUUCUGUGCUCUUGUAAUUUUGUCUGAAUCUAUAAGUGAUGUAUGUUUUCUCAUUUUAAUUAAACCUCAACUGGUUUAGAAACUCAAUAUAUUCUUAGAAUAAAAUCCAUAUAGUAAUUGUCAAAUGAAAGGAGAUAUGAAUUCAUUUUUGCUUUAAAAAUAGUUAUGAAAAUACUUCUAGUUGCCUUUAAAAUAAUAAAGACUGGUUUUGAAGAAUC
Python bivittatus (Burmese python) is the source of this 2542-nucleotide messenger RNA. RefSeq names its product ST13 Hsp70 interacting protein (gene ST13). The record is from RefSeq and is a predicted model, not a curated record. NCBI's taxonomy places the organism in Eukaryota, Metazoa, Chordata, Lepidosauria, Squamata, Pythonidae. Gene Ontology annotation, molecular function: Hsp70 protein binding; protein dimerization activity.